Messenger RNA from Mytilus californianus (California mussel), 1958 nucleotides. RefSeq lists its product as uncharacterized. Bases 99 to 1673 code for a protein of 524 amino acids. The record is from RefSeq and is a predicted model, not a curated record. Gene Ontology annotation, molecular function: zinc ion binding. The transcript is spliced from 7 exons. Lineage: Eukaryota; Metazoa; Mollusca; Bivalvia; Mytilida; Mytilidae.
AAUCAUUCACGACUUUUCACGAGAGGCGGCGCUGCGGUUCUAUAGGUGGUUAGUUGGACGCUUGAUUUCACGGAAACGCUUACCGCUUAGAUAAACAAAUGGACGUCAACGACCAGUACUUGUACUGGCCUCUUAAAAAGUUAAAGAAUGAGCUGGCAAGUCGUGGUGCAGUUGGAACAGGAAGAAAGGCAGACCUUAUUGAAAGACUAAGAGCAUAUGAUAAAAAUCAGAAUUUCAAAAAUCCUGUUAUCCAUGCUCCAGAGCCAUUGGAGGUAGAAUGGCCUGUUUCAGGGUUUAAACAGUUGAAGAAGGAGCACAAGCUCAUCAUGCCGAAAUUAUCAAGAGAGCAAAUAGAGGCUUAUUUCUUUUAUAGGAUGGCAGUUUAUCUUUUAGAGGACAAUGUGUAUAGUGGUGACCUGCAAUCUAUGACAAAGGGUCAACUGAUGUUUGAAAGCCAUAGAGUUUUAGCGUGUUCUAUUUUAAAAAAUGAUAAUGGGAUAUUUCUUAGUGGUGUGGUAGGAGCAGCUAUGAAGAAAAAGGUAACUUACAACUACAGGUUGAAACUUGAAAAGAGCUCUGGUGAUCCACUGAACUCACAUUGUGAAUGUCCGGCUGGAAGGGGACCACAUGGAUCCUGCAAGCAUGUGGCAGCAGUGCUAAUAAUGAUUAGUGAGUUCAUAGCAACUGGCAAUGUAAAUACAGGAAGGUCGUGUACUGACACUUUAAUGAUGUUUACCAAGCCAAAAUCAUCAUAUAGUGGGUCUCCAGUGAAAGCAGAAAAGUUGCCAACUAAGAGAAAGCUGGCACCAGUUUAUCUUGCUGAUCCUAGACCAAUUAAAUACAGAAACUGCCCAGGUUACAAUGACCACAUCAAAAACACUGUAACAAACUUCUGCAGUGUAUCAUCAAUGGACUUAUCAAUUAGAUACUUGUAUGAAAAAGCUGAUAUUCAGGCAGCAGCCAAAGAUCAUGAUUAUUGUCCCAUGCCUUUUACUGAGCAUUGGGUUGAUAGAGCAAAUAAGGUUACACAAUCAGAUAUAGAUUUGAUUGAGAGGUCUUCCCGCCUACAAAGUUGCAGUCCCAAGUGGUUAGAAGAAAGAAGAUGGAGACUCACAGCAUCUACCUUCGGCGAGAUUUGUAAAGUCACUUCAAGACGGAACACUAACAAAUUUUGUCAUUCACUUUUUUAUGGCUCAAAUAUUCAGAGCAAAGCACUUAGUCAUGGCAAAAACUAUGAAGCUAAAGCAUUGAAGGCUUUUAAUUUAAAAUUUAAUGUGAAUGCUAAAAGAUGUGGUUUUUAUGUCAGUAUUGAUAAAUCUUUCCUUGGUGCUUCACCUGAUGCCAUUUUAGUGGAUGGUAAAGCAAUUGUCGAAAUUAAAUGCCCCUACAAUGGAAGAAAUGAAGAUGUUAAGCCUGGUCCAAGUUUCAAUUUUUUACAGAUGGAUAGUAAUGGCAAUAUUGUUUUGAAAGAGAGCAGUAAUUAUUAUGAUCAAAUUCAAGGGCAGCUUUUUGUCACCAAAAGAUCUCUAUGUUACUUUGUUGUUUAUACCUUAUGUGAUUUGUUUGUACAAAAAAUCAGCCUUAAUGAGGAGUAUUGUAAUAACUGUCUUGUUCCAAAACUGGAGUCAUUUUACCAAAGAGUUUUCAGACCAUAUGUUGCUUCAACAUUGUAAAUUUGUAGUAAAAAUCAUACGAAAUACAAUUAAAACAAAUAAAUAUUUUAUCAAUACAUAUUCACUGAUUACAACUAGUAGUUAUUCAAUUUGGAAUGUCAUUUUAUUUGUAAUUUGAUACAUGUAUAAAAUUAUUUUUCUAAUAUAUUGAUUUGAUUUGAAAAUUAAAUGCCCCUUUAACAAAUCUCUUUGAAGUUUUUUUGUAAUAUGCUGGUUUAUAUCUUUAUCUAAAGUUAAAUCUACCUAUACAAUCAACCAGGAAUGAUAAAAAAAUCUCUCAAAAAG